Molecule: messenger RNA, 900 nt
Organism: Naumovozyma dairenensis CBS 421
Lineage: Eukaryota; Fungi; Ascomycota; Saccharomycetes; Saccharomycetales; Saccharomycetaceae
Gene: GRX4
Product: monothiol glutaredoxin GRX4
Exons: 1
Coding region: 1-900 (299 amino acids)
Molecular function (GO): 2 iron, 2 sulfur cluster binding
Source: RefSeq, a predicted model, not a curated record
AUGCCUGCUUUGCAAAUAACAACUAAUGAACAAUUCACCCAGCUAACUGAGGCAUCUUCUCCUCCAGAUAAUAAGUUAAUAGUAUUAUAUUUUUAUACUAAAUGGGCUGAGCCAUGCCAUUCCACAAAUGAGCUGUUUGAUGCAUUGAAUGAUGAAUUCCGUAAUGAAAACGCCCUGUUCUUAGCCAUCGAUGCUGAUAUAAAUAACGACAUUAUAAGCAAUUUAAACGUUUCUAUUGUACCCUAUUUUAUAUUUAUUCAAAAUGGGAAACUCUUAGAACAAUUAUCUGGCGAAGAUCCAAAAAAAUUCGUCCAAAUAUUAGAUCAAUACCUUUGUAUAUCAAGCACACUAUCGUUAUCAAAUUUAUCCCUAUCAAAUAAUAACAAUAACAUCUAUGAAUACGAUUCUGAUAAUAGUGCUGAUAGCAACAAUAGUAAAUAUACCAUAGACAGUGAUUAUACAUCUGAAGAUGAUAUAAAACAUACGAAGCAUUUCCAUAACCAUAUGCAUCACGUUGAUACGCAGCAUUUGAUGAAUGAAGAUGAGUUCAACCUGAAAUUAUCAAAAUUAGUUCAAGCUGCCCCCGUGAUGCUUUUCUUGAAAGGUACUCCAUCAGAACCCAAAUGUGGAUAUUCAAGACAAAUGGUGAAAAUAUUAAGAGCAAAUAAAAUAAGAUUCGGAUUCUUUAAUGUAUUAAGUGAUAAUAACGUUAGAAUUAAUAUGAAGAAAUUCUCAGAUUGGCCAACUUUCCCACAAUUAUAUAUUAAUGGUGAAUUCCAAGGUGGAUUAGAUAUCAUAAAGGAAACUUUAUUGGAUGACCCAGAUUAUUUUUUUCAUACUUUACAAAGUUCUCCAACUGGUGGUGGAACCAUCAAUCCCCAAAUUCCAUCAUCUUUGUAA